Cryptotermes secundus is the source of this 2975-nucleotide messenger RNA. It is a transcript of the gene Hacl, whose product is annotated as 2-hydroxyacyl-CoA lyase 1. Gene Ontology annotation, biological process: fatty acid alpha-oxidation. Gene Ontology annotation, molecular function: catalytic activity; thiamine pyrophosphate binding; magnesium ion binding. The coding region runs from base 176 to 1888 and encodes 570 amino acids. The transcript is spliced from 12 exons. The record is from RefSeq and is a predicted model, not a curated record. Gene Ontology annotation, cellular component: peroxisome. NCBI's taxonomy places the organism in Eukaryota, Metazoa, Arthropoda, Insecta, Blattodea, Kalotermitidae.
CCCUGCUUGUUACAUGUAACUGCCCGGUUGUAUGGUUUCAUGAAGAAAUCUGUAUCUGAUAACCUUGAAACAUGUACUGAUUUAUGUAACAUAUAUCACUGUAUACGAAGUGGAAGAAUCUGUAGUUUCAUGAUCAUUCAGUUUUGCUAAUAAGAAAUAAAAGGACACUUGCAUAAUGUCUUCAGAUGAUGUAGAUGGAAAUAAAAUUUUAGCAGAAGCACUUGUUGCUCAGGGUGUUAAGUAUGUGUUUGGCAUUGUUGGUAUCCCUGUGAUUGAGCUGAGCAUGGCAAUACAGCAGGCUGGACUACACUUUGUGGGAAUGAGAAAUGAACAAGCAGCUUGCUAUGCUGCACAAGCAAUAGGUUACCUUACCAAACGUCCUGGUGUCUGUCUUGUGGUAUCAGGUCCAGGGCUUCUCCAUACACUUGGGGGCAUGGCCAAUGCUCAGAUGAACUGUUGGCCUCUUCUUGUGAUUGGUGGUUCAUGUGCACAAGAUCAUGAAGGUAUAGGUGGCUUUCAAGAAUGUCCUCAAGUGAAUCUUGCCAGACCAUAUUGUAAAUAUAGUGCCAGACCUCCUGGACUGACGCUUAUCCCGACACAUGUCGAAAAGGCUGUUCGGCUGUCACUAUAUGGAAGGCCAGGGGUGUCAUAUUUAGAUUUCCCAGGAAAUAUUUUGGCCCAACGGGUGUCUGAUAGUAAAGUAGUCCACACUGCAAUCUGCCCUGAACCACCACUGGCAUGGCCAGAUCCUGCCCUGGUCAGCCAAGCUGCCAGUCUCAUAGUGAGAUCAAUGAGACCCCUUGUGAUUGUUGGGAAAGGAGCAGCAUAUGCAGGAGCAGAAGUUAUAGUGCGUGAUUUUGUAAGGACAUUUAACCUCCCAGUCCUGCCAACACCUAUGGGGAAAGGAGUUGUGGAUGAUAAUGAUUUUCACUGUGUUUCAUCUGCACGUACCACAGCAUUGCAACAUGCAGAUACAAUUCUUUUGUUAGGUGCUCGCUUGAAUUGGAUUCUGCAUUUUGGGCGACCACCAAGAUUUGACCCAAAUGUCAGAAUUAUUCAGGUAGAUAUUUGUGCAGAGGAGCUGCACAACAGUGUUCCAGCUAAGGUGGCAAUUCAUGCUGACAUAGGCACUUUCACUCGCCAACUCAUACAGCAACUAAUUGGACAUGCAUGGGCUCUCCGUUAUAUGAGUCCAUGGUGGGGUCAGCUUAAUUCAAAGAGUGACAAAAACAAAGCAGUUAUCAUGAAAAUGACACAAGAUACAAGAAUUCCACUCAAUUAUUACACCGUAUUCCAUCACAUCCAGGAAGCUAUACCAAAAGACUGUAUUAUAGUUAGUGAAGGAGCUAAUACAAUGGAUAUUGGACGCUCAAUGUUACGCAACAGACUGCCAAAACACAGGCUGGAUGCAGGCACAUUUGGUACUAUGGGAGUUGGGCCAGGUUUUGCUGUUGCUGCUGCACUAUGGUGUCAAGAUUAUGCACCUGACAAGAGAGUAAUCUGUGUAGAGGGUGACUCAGCCUUUGGAUUUUCAGGCAUGGAGAUAGAAACUAUGUUCAGGUACAACUUGCCUAUAAUAAUCAUCAUUGUGAACAACAACGGAAUCUACAGCGGUUUUGAUGAAGAAACAUUCCAGAGCAUCCGAGAGGGAGGUGAAGUAACGAAAGUGACACCACCAACAUCAUUGUCAACAAAUGUCCACUAUGAGCGCAUGAUGGAAAUGUUCAACAUCAAGGGACACUUUUGUGUCGACAUUCCUCAACUGCAACGUGCACUUCAGCAAAGUCUGCAGGUGAAAGAUGUACCCAGUAUCAUCAAUGUGAUGAUCAACCCAUCAGCUGAUCGUAAGCCACAGAACUACGCUUGGCUCACUGAAUCCAAACUCUGAAAAUCAACCGUGUAUCAAAAAUAGGCCAGGAUACUUUCUUGUACCAAGGAAAGAGUUAUAAACUGUACAUAAGGGAUAACUAUUAUAAGAUAAAGAAAUUAUAUAUUAAAUAUACAUUUUCUCUGCUAUAAGAAAUAAUUACAAAAACUGCAAAAAUUAUAAAACUGUAAUAUGAGUUUAGUGAAGUAUGCAUUUAUGUAAUAUACAGGAAUGGCAACAGAACAUCAUCAACUUUAAAGACAUCAGAAGUGAGCAACUUUCUUAGUAUGAACUCUACAAUGAAGAAUCUGAAUGCUUGUAUGGGCUAGAAAAUUCCAUCUGAUAUCUCUUCAGAUCAGUGGGUACAUCAGAUCUGCAAAAUGUACUCCUGAAUGAAUUCCUGGCACAGAUGUAUCACCAGUCCAGAAGAACUUUAUCUUCUGGAGCAGAAUGAGGGCUGCACCAUGUCCAUACUUGAUUUUAACGUUCACAUCUUGUUUAUAUUUUUGUGUAUUUUCAGUUUCAUACCCACUUUUUUUAAUCGCCUUACAAAACAGUCAUUCACAUAAAAUAUUCUGCAUUGUUCUGUGUACUUCACCAUUGGAAAGAUCAAACACUGUCUUUCAGCACUUGGUCAACAGGCUUAUGUUGAUGUAUUUUCUAAUAAACGACAAAUGUAAUACAUAAAACAGGAGAAACAUACUGAACAAAUACCAGAGCUUGAAGACCUGAAGUUGAAAGGUUAAUAUUCCUGAAAACAAUUACCACCAGGACUAAAAAAAUAUGGUUUAAAAUAUCAGUCAUUUACAAAAAUUCCUCUUACUCACAGGCUCAGUAUGUUUGAUACAAAUAUUUUAUAGAGGAUUUUAAGAACUCCAGGCUCAAAAAAAGUUGGAACAUUUAAGUUGUAAAGAAAAUGUUAAGUUCAGAAUGUUAAAUUUUUUAAAACACCUUGUAUGUGGCAGUAAAUAAUUUAUUAAUUUCUCAGUACAUUUCUCCUGCAUUUAUAUAAAUUUCUAAACUUGUUUUCUUAAUCUUUUGGAUGUACCUCUCCUUUUUCUCCUGAAUUCUCAACCUGGAUAUUCAGAGCAGCAAAUGAUUCCUUUGC